This is a messenger RNA of Trichomycterus rosablanca, 1572 nucleotides long. Its product is annotated as inhibitor of growth protein 1-like. Lineage: Eukaryota; Metazoa; Chordata; Actinopteri; Siluriformes; Trichomycteridae. The transcript is spliced from 2 exons. Gene Ontology annotation, biological process: positive regulation of DNA-templated transcription. Gene Ontology annotation, cellular component: nucleus. Bases 164 to 1102 code for a protein of 312 amino acids. The record is from RefSeq and is a predicted model, not a curated record.
CAGACGCAGCAGUUAAUAAUAAACACGUUGUGAAGACGGAUUGUACAACUUUCUCUUCUGCAGGACGGCGGAAUUAGUACACAGAUUGAUAUCAGGGGUUUGGAGAAAACCUAUAUUACAGUGGAAAAGGAUUAAAUGCAUCGAUUGGGACUAAAUUAGAAGCAUGCUGAACCCCUUAGCUGCCAACGGGGAGUCUCUGCAUGUUAUUACAAACUACGUGGAGGAAUAUCUGGAUCUGGUCGAGUCCCUUCCACUGGAUCUGCAGAGAUGUGUUUCAUUAAUGAGGGAAACAGACGGAAAAUAUCAAGAGAUACUGAAGGAGCUGAACGAUGCCUAUGAAAAACACAAGCAGGAGUCUGACCCGGUCCAGAGGCGUCGCCUCCUCCACUGCAUUCAGCGCUCUCUGAUCCAAACCCAAGAGCUGGAAGAUGAGAAGCUGCAGAUCGCGAGUCAGAUGGUGGAGCUGGUGGAGAAUCGCACCCGGCAGUUCGAGUGGCAAGUGGAGCUCCUCCAGGCCUGUCAGAGUUCGCCCGAGAGCCCGGUGUCCGUGUGCAGCACGGCUUCUCCCGCCGUUACACCGGGGAGCCUGACCCCGCUGUCCACUCCGCUGCUAGCGCUGGGCAAAGCGAGCGCAGACAGAAAGCGCGAGGAGACGCCAGGGUCGGCGGAUAAGUCCGGCGGGAAGCGCUCGCGGAGGCAGAAGAGUGGCUCGGAGAACAGAGACAACUCCAACUACAGCACCGAGCAGCUCGAGGACACGAGCGCCGGGACGCCGAGGGAGAAGAAGGCCAGGACGUCGUCGACGUCGUCGAAGAAAAAGAAAAAGGGGUCGAAAACCAAACAGGAGCUCGACGAGUCUCCGGUCGAGCCGGCCAUCGAUCCGGACGAGCCGACUUACUGUCUCUGCGAGCAGAUCUCGUAUGGGGAAAUGAUAUGCUGUGAUAACGAUAGAUGCCCUAUCGAGUGGUUUCACUUCUCCUGUGUGGGUCUGAACCAUAAGCCCAAGGGAAGGUGGUACUGUCCCAAGUGCAGAGGAGAGAACGAGAAAACCAUGGACAAAACCCUAGAGAGGUCGAAAAAGGAGCGGGGCUACAGUAGGUAGCCUCCGACCGAGGGUCUUAUGUGCUGUAGUAAUACGGUGGAUUAACACUGUACAGCUCAUUUACUGUCCAAUGGAGCAGAAGUAAAUGUGAGCGAUAAUGCUAGUCCUCUUUUUUUCUUUGUUUUAUCCUAUUUCUGCAUCUAAUUUGCAAUGACUUCACUGCUGCAGACCCCAACCCUGACCGAGGAGGGGUAUACUGACACAUAAGCAGUAGCCGGCCGCUUCUUUUCACCUGUACGAGGUGCGUUCACACAGGGAUCACGCAGUGAUGUCCAUUAUUCACCGUCUCUCAACCAGCCAGAAGAGGCCGCAAUUGCAGCAAUCGUGAGGAAUCUGUUCCCCUCCCUUCUUCAGACAUAGCCAGUAGGAUUAAUCGUAGAAUGUUCUGUGAACGUAUUUAAAACUGAUCUGUACAAAUAUUUGACAAUGUUGAGUUGAAAUCUUGUAUGAAUAAAAUCUCCACCCUGUAA